UUUCAAUCGAAAAAACAAGAACACUAAUCGAAGAUGUGGGACUUCAAAGAUCUUGACGAUUCCAUCAGUGUCAUUUCGGAGUCAACUGUAUAUCCGAACGACUCUUCACAAUGCUCUGAGCCUGAUCUCGAGCAGCAUGGUUUUAUGGGUUACCGCACCGACCGACAAACGGCAGGCGCGAUUUCCGCGCAAACCAUUGUUUUUAACAUCGGCCGUAUUGGGUCGAUUACUUACAAUAACUACGAAUGCAAACCUAAGGGCGAGAGUUAUUGUAAAGAACGUGGUUCCGGACAAUGUGGCACAUGCACUUGCACACGAUGCAAAUGUGUACCGUGCCCAUGUAAGUCACGGGGCCCAGAUAUUUACACACCAGGUCAGUGUGUAAUACCAUCGACUGGUACAUGUAUUGGUACAUGUGGCCGUUACCCGGUUCAGCCUCAGCCAGCACCGGUUGAGGUCCCAGGCAACCGGAAGAGGAAAGGGUCCCCUAUUAACGAGGCGGCACCUGAUAGAGAGGGGAAAAUGCCGACCACCCCAAAGAAGAUCAAGACUGCCCAACCUAAGGAGCAGCGAUCUCCUUUUCUCCCGCCUCGGUCGAAUCUGAUGUUCGGCGCGAAGAAAGCCGCAGACGGGCAGACGGCCGUACCGCCAAAUGUCCCGGUGCCCCAGGCUGGGGAUGGGAAGGCAGGAUUGGGAAAAGGUCUGGGCUUUGGUACGGGAAAUUUUGUACAGCCAAAGAUUCUGGUGCCUCAGGCUGGGACUAUGAAGGCGGGAUUGGGAAAAGGUUUGGGCACUGGUAUGGGCAAGUUUGUACAGCCUAAGAUUCCGGUGCCUCAGGCUGGGAAUGGGACAGUCUUGGGUCGGAGCAAAUCAGACCCUGGCAACAUCUUUCGCCCGGGGCCGCCGGCCAAGAUGCCACCAGCUAAAGGAACGCUCCCUGCCCCGAAGAUGCCAGCUGUUGGCAAAUUUGGCAAAGGACCAGCCGCGAAAAAGAUCACGGCCGCUAAGAAGGCUCCAAAGACGGCGAGCACGUCGGAGUCCAGCCCGUCGGAGGCAAGCGGGUCGGUGUGGAGCGCGUCGGGGUCGAGCUCGUCGGAGACGAGCUCGGACGAUGCCUGGAUAAAUGCUCCAGUAUGGUGAUAGGUAGGUGGGACCUUUUUCUUAUGUCCGUUAGGUACCUGGGGAGUUAAGUCUUGAGG
Annulohypoxylon maeteangense is the source of this 1199-nucleotide messenger RNA. RefSeq lists its product as uncharacterized. The record is from RefSeq and is a predicted model, not a curated record. The transcript has a single exon. NCBI's taxonomy places the organism in Eukaryota, Fungi, Ascomycota, Sordariomycetes, Xylariales, Hypoxylaceae. Bases 34 to 1140 code for a protein of 368 amino acids.